This is a messenger RNA of Centropristis striata (black sea bass), 5773 nucleotides long. Its product is annotated as carboxyl-terminal PDZ ligand of neuronal nitric oxide synthase protein-like. NCBI's taxonomy places the organism in Eukaryota, Metazoa, Chordata, Actinopteri, Perciformes, Serranidae. Bases 475 to 2703 code for a protein of 742 amino acids. Gene Ontology annotation, molecular function: nitric-oxide synthase binding. The record is from RefSeq and is a predicted model, not a curated record. The transcript has 13 exons.
UCCAGCCAGCCACGGUGCGCCUCUGUUCCAAUGGAAACAGGUGGGAUCCCCGCACUCCUCCAAUCACACCCUCCCUCCGUGCGGGGUGGGGGGGGGAGUCCAGGGCAGGAGGCAGGACCCAACCAACUUCCACACUCACCACAGGAGGAAAAGUCGGGAAAACACAUCUGUCCCCGCAUGUCGCUGUUUCUGUUGGCCUGCGUGUGUUUUUAAAGCUGUUCGGUUGAAUAUUAGCAGGGCAGCGGUGCGCCGGAGCGCUGCGGAAGGAGUUGCCGCCACUUGGCCGCUGUUGAGGCGGUGUAGCAGCGUUUAAUGCUGGGACGUUUCGCUGCGAUGGAGAACAUGCACUAACCGGAUUGGGAAUUGCUUUUUUUUCUUUAUUGGAUUACUCGCGCGGUUAAACCGACCCGGUUCGUUUUCUGUUGAUAUUCUCUUGGUUCCUCUGGUAGUGUGGAGUACUAAAUACUUUUAAAAAUGCCUGCAAAAACCAAGUACAACCUUGUUGAUGAUGGGCACGAUUUGAGGAUCCCGUUGCACAACGAGGAAGCAUUCCAGCAUGGGAUCAACUUCGAGGCAAAGUACAUCGGCAGUCUGGAUGUGACGCGGCCGAGCAGCCGAGUGGAGAUCGUGGCUGCGAUGAGAAGAAUACGAUACGAGUUCAAGGUGAAAAACAUCAAGAAGAAAAAAGUCAACAUCGUGGUGUCUGUAGACGGCGUGAAAGUGGCCUUGAGAAAAAAGAAAAAAAAGAAGGAGUGGACGUGGGAUGAGAGCAAGAUGAUGGUGAUGCAGGAUCCCAUUUACAGGAUAUUCUACGUGUCUCAUGACUCCCAGGAUCUGAAGAUUUUCAGCUACAUCGCCAGAGACGGACAGAGUAACGUCUUCCGCUGCAACGUCUUCAAGUCCAAGAAGAAGAGUCAAGCCAUGCGUAUUGUUCGGACGGUCGGCCAGGCCUUCGAGGUUUGUCAUAAACUGAGUCUGCUGCACACCCAGCAGAACGCAGACGGACAGGAGGACUGCCACAGCGAAAAGAACGGCAACGACUCCUCCGUUACAGGUGUGCGUGCUUAUCCACCUGUGUGUGUGUGUACUUUCCUCGGCUCAGCCCGGGAGCUGACAGGUGCGGAGAAGACGGCAACCGUCUCAGAGGAGACGGACAUCGAUGCGGAGGAGGCGACCCAGGUGGCAACAGCGGAGGAGUUAAACCUCAAUAGAGGGGUGACUGAUCUGGACGCCACAGCCAAGACACCUGACCUGAACCACGCAGAGAACAAGGCUGCAGAGGAGCCCUCUCUGCUCAUGUCCAGCCCCAGGAUGUUGCUCCCUGCAUCGGGCACACUGCCACCAGGCGGCCCCCUGUCGGUCCACCACCAGAUCCAGCUGCUCCAACAGCAGCUCCAGCAGCAACAGCAGCAGACACAAGUGGCCGUGGCACAGGUCCACCUGUUGAAGGACCAGCUGAGUGCGGAGGCAACGGCUCGGCUGGAGGCCCAGGCUCGAGUCCACCAGCUGCUGCUGCAGAACAAAGACCUGCUGCAGCACAUCUCCCUGCUGGUUAAACAGAUUCAGGAGCUGGAGACCAAGAUGUCGGGACCAAACUCCAUGGGAUCUCAGGACAGUCUGUUGGAGAUCACCUUCAGAUCAACGGUCCCUCCAGUGAUCUGCGACCCCACGACGCCCAAACCCGACGUGUCCUCGCUCAACCUGCCCGCGCUGGGCUCCGCUGACGGGAACGCCUUCUCAUCCUCCAACGGGACGCUGGGAAGCCCCCUAGUUGAUCAAAGUAUGUUUGAGAACUCCAUCGCCCAGCAGCAGAGUCCUCAGACCUCCAGGCCGGGUCAGCCCUCGGCCCGGCGCUCCCCAGCAUCAGCUCAUCAAAACAACCUGGGGUCCGGCUCCGUCGACUCUCCAUCCUCCGGAGGCCAACAGAGGCUUAAAAAUGCCAUUAAUCUGGGCAAGGCUGUCGGUGCAAAGGUCAAUGAUUUGUUGAGAAGAAAGGAGCCGAGCCACCUCGGGGACAUCGGGGUCACUGAGGUUAACAAGAACGUUUGGAGCUGUAUGGACGAGUUCAACCAGACCACCGCAAACAGUCACAUCUCCUCCUUCGACUCCUUCCCCCGGCUGGACCCGCCUCCCCCGUCGGGGAAGAAGCGCCUUCCUCGGGCGCUGAAAACCACCCAGGACAUGAUGAUCUCCUCCGAUCCCGUGGUCUCCUCUCCGGACCUCCCCGACUCCUCCUCCUUCCUCUCUUCUCCGGAGAAGACGCCCCUCAUCGACAAGGAGGAGCAGAGGAGCGGUGAGGAGCAGCAGCAGCAGCAGGGCGAGAAGGUGGACGGGGCAUCAGAGGAGCUCACGUCAGCUCCACCUCCGGCCGAGAAGAAUGCAGAUAGUUUGGAGAUGACGGGAAACAAUGAUGGAGAAAAAGAAGAUGUGGAGAACGGGAGCAGUGGAGGAGGCGAGGAGGAGCAUCAGCCCCAGCUGCAGCUCUCCGUGCCGGACCUCAUCAACAAAGAUCCGCCCCUGCUGGAGCCCCGAGCCAAGUCCUGCGACGUCUGGCAGAAGGCGCCGGGGCCGGACUCCCGGCUCGCCUCCACACCCACUAAGACUCCCUGCCGCAUCAGCCUGGGCGAGGAGGUCCUGCUGGGGAACGGCGCCCCCUGCAGCGAAGACUCAGAGCAUCACCCGGACCUGCUGUCGUUUGAGUGACGAGCAGAGCCGAGGUCAGAUACCACUCCAGUAUGUCUCCAAAAGUUUGAAACUUUUGCUGUUAGUUUCCACUCAAGAGGCUCAAGAUGUAAUUCAGAUAGACUGCGGAUCAAAUAUUCACUGCCACUUUUAAAUAUAUAACCCUCCUGCUCCAGGGUUUGCUUCAGGAAAAGGGAACAAGCGCUUCCAGGGAUCAGGGACGGGGUCAGAUCUGUUGCUUUUUAACUUUUUUUAACUUUUCUUUUAGCAACUUCAAAGAUGUGUGGAUGAGUUUUUAAUGUCAUGAUGAUACAAUCUGGCCCUCCAACAUGGCUGGAGCUUCUUCCUGUUCAUAUGAACACAAAGCUGACGAGCACCACAUCAUGAACAAGAAGCAAGAGAGAAAAAGGUGUUGGCGGUGUCUUUCUGGUGCAGAGGGAAUAAAAAAUGUAACAUUUCAAUUAUAAAAAAAAAUAUAGCUAUUAAGGCAUGUCAUUUGUACUUGUUUUAGCUCUGACCAGGUUUCAUAAUGUUGGCUUUAGGAAUGCAGUUAUAGCAGAUAUUGUAAUUACUGUAAAGAAAUAUCCCUUUAAAUGGGCUGAAAAUGUCAAAUCCUGUUCAUGAAUUACUGGCGAGCGUAAAAAAAAACGACUACAUAUGUUCCUGAAAAAGUAAAACAAUAUAACUAGUAUAUCUGAAAGAAUGUAUGGGUUGUUCUAUCUAAGUUAUUACAAUAUAUUAUCAUGCCAGUCAUUUCUAGAACCCUUUUUGACAUUUCUUUAAAGCAUUUAAAGGGAUAUUAUGUCAUGACAGUCACACUGUAAGUCCAUAUUAUACAAAAGCUGCUACAAUGGAACCAGUUACAAACAAUGUAUGAGUUAUAUACCAGAAUAAUUCAGUUCUAGCAGAAGUUUCAGCAGUGUAGUAUCACUCCAGCAUGGGAAUUUCUUUAAAAAAACUGAAUCCAGAUUCUGAGGGAAAGGAGGAGGGAGAGGCAGAAUGAAUGUGGACGUGUUGAGAGAUGGAGAGGUUUGAGGGGUGAGUUCACUCUCAGUUCAGUCGGACGCUUUUGUUUCAGACCGGAAGCCUUCUGGUCCAGUAGGAGCUUUCCAUCUUGUCCCCUCCUGCGCUGGCCUAUGGCACACAUUGUGACCCUGAAUGUGGCCUUCUUUUGUAAAGCUCCCAGCAAGUAAGAAUAUUUAUCAGAAUCUUAACCAAUAGGACACUUUUUGGAGGAUUUUAAUGUGAAAAAAUAAAAGUGAGAAACAAAACAAACAAAAACUUGGAUGAUAUAAAUGAACAUUGACAAGUAAAUGCAAUAUCCAAGUGAAAGCCAGAAUCUAAAGAUUUUUCUGGUACUUUCAAGCAUAAACAGCAGGUAAUUCACCUUUGCAAAACAUUUUAAAGUCUGAACUUCCUCUGGUACCAAGAAACAGAGUUGGUCGCACAUCCAUGUAAAAAACAUGCUUUUUUUAAUACUAAUUCCCCAAAAAAUGUUUGGAUAUUUGUGGUGAUAAUGUCUCAUAAUCACAAGAGAAGCUCCGGCCCAUUAACCCUAGAUAUUGUGCCUGUAAAAAUGAGCUCAUCUUUAAUGAGCAAAUAUUAGUAGAAGGAAAAUUAGGCAAUUUGUCGGACGAGAUUUAGGUUAUUAUUAUUAUUAUUAUUAUUACAUGAGUGCAUCAGUAGUCCCAGUUGAUAAUGGCUUCCAGGCAUCUUUUCCUGCUGACAAAAGCCGUCCCCCGAGCUGAGAGAAGACUCUUAUUACUCUUGCAAAACCUGACAGAGUCGGGAUGAAAGGAUGGAUGGGCGGCAUGUGGAGGGCGGGCCGGUGAAAAGUUGUUUUUGAGAAAAAGACACAGAAGAUAAUGAGCUGUCAACAUGGAGGGAGAUGAAAGAGGUGUACUUUAUUCCAGCAGAGCAUUAAAUGACAGACCAAAGACAGAAAUUAGCAGCUCAGUCGGACAAGUUGUUUUUGUCAUAUUGUUUUAGCGAGCAAUAAUUCAGACAGAAGAUUUUCUUUUUUCACCUUUAUUUUCACUUCAUCAACUAAUGAAAAACCAAAGUUGAAGCAUUUUAAACAUUUUAUAGCAAUUGUUUUUUUUGCCUCACCACAGAGACUCUGUCAGGUGUGUUUCUGUAGGAGGAUCAAGCUGUUUCAGCACAAUCAGACUGAAAAUCAGUACUUUUAUGACACUGUUAUUUGAGCAUCUGCUCCUUACAUCUGUGCAAACUGGAUGAUGAUUCAAGCAUGGAAAGCAGGCACACAGAUCCAAGAAUUCAGAUCCCAAAUCCUAAAAAUAACCAGUUUUUCUGUGAGGUCCUGAAGUGGCCUCUCUGUGAGUGACCGCUGUGUCCUCGCAGGGAUUUCCUGACUCCAGAAAAGAGCAGAAAAUUCCCAGAAGACACCGAGUCGGACACAGAGCCAGCUGUAGCUGCGGUCAGGUCGUGCCCAGCAGAAUGAGAGGAAUGUGGAGCUGGAAAAAGGACGCUUUGUCUCUCUCAGCCUGUCUCAUGUCCUUCUGACUUUGUCUUACAUGCUACAAGGAUUCCCUUUUAUUUCACAGCUGUAGCAGAACAGCUGGCGUCCCCCCACAAGAAAAACCUAAUUAUGAAGAUUAUUUUCCCCGAUAAGUUUUAUAGAACCACCCUCAGACAGCUUUAUUUAACUUCUACUUCAAAUGUUUAAUUUAAAAAAGAAACCUUAACAGCCAGGUCUGGCUGGUUGUGCAGAGUGGCUGCUGCUGUUGAGUUCUUCAGGUGUCACGUUAGAGUGCUUUAAAGGAGCACAAACAACACUUAUCUCCUCUGAAUUUGGGCGGCAAAUGUUUCAGCACUGAAUAUCUCCAAAACAAAACAAUAUCCAAGCAAUUUGCAUUGCCAGAUUAAGAGAGUGGCAAAAUGUUUGAGUGAAGUGACCCUGUAAAAUCACAGGGCAACAGUGGGAAAAUAUUAUUCUAAAAAUGUGCUAAAGCACCCAGAAGUAGAGACCUUAACGAAACUAUGUGAUUGUGGUAAUCACCAAAAAUUAGACCAAAAGUUAAUCAAUCACACAUAUUAAAAUUAAGGCAUAAAAAUGUUAGUGUGGUUUUUU